CACCGCGGACCGUCAUGGCCUCCAAGAAGCGGGGCCUCCCGAGUGACAACGGGGCGGGGAGCGGCUCCAAGCAGCUCCGGCGGCCGGAGGGCAGCAGACACGUCGCCGCGCUGAUCCUGGCCCGGGGAGGCAGCAAAGGAAUCCCGCUGAAGAACAUCAAGAUGCUGGCCGGAGUGCCGCUGGUCGGCUGGGUGCUGCGGGCCGCCGUGGACUCCGGCAUGUUCGACAGUGUCUGGGUGUCAACAGACCACAGUGAGAUCCAGAAGGUGGCCAAGUCGUGGGGGGCCAAGGUUCACUGGAGGAGCCCUGAAGUCUCCAAAGAUUCUUCUACGUCUCUGGAGACCAUCCAGGAGUUUGUGACGCUGAACCCAGAGGUGGACGUGAUCUGCAACAUCCAGGCCACGUCUCCGUGUCUCCACCCGUUCCACCUGAAGGAGGCGCUGGAGAUGAUCACGCUGCAGGGCUUCGACUCGGUCUUCUCGGUGGUCCGGAGGCACCAGUUCCGCUGGCAGGAGGUCAAGAAGGGAUCCGGUGAGUUGACGAAGGCGCUGAACCUGGACCCGGCGACCCGGCCUCGGCGCCAGGACUGGGACGGAGAGCUGUGUGAGAACGGGUCCUUCUACUUCACCAGCAGGGAGCUGGUGAUGGAGGGGAUUCUGCAGGGAGGCAGAGUGUCCUACUACGAGAUGCUGCCGCAGUACAGCGUGGACAUCGACGUGGACAUCGACUGGCCGGUGGCCGAGCAGAGAGUCCUCAGGUACGGGUACUUUGGUCGGGACACUCCGGAGGUGGUGCGCCUGAUGUUCUGUAACGUUUCUGGAUGUCUGACUGAGGGGCGGAUCUUCCUGUCCGUGUCUGGAGAAGACAUGGUGUCCAUCAGCACCAAAGACAUGGCGGGCAUCCGGAUGCUGCAGAGAGAAGACGUGGAGGUGGUUCUGCUGACCUCCAGCGACGACCCGGUGACCCAUUCGCUGGCUGACAAGCUGACCAAGACGACGGGCUGCCAGGUGAUGCAGGUGGGGGCGGAGCCACUGAACGACCUGCAGCCGAUCCUGAAGCAGAAGAACCUGGAAUGGAAGGAUGUGGCGUACUUGGGUAAAUCAGCAGGGACAGAAAUGUUCAGGGUCAGUCCACAAACAGCCCACCAGAACCUCCUCAGUCCACUGGUUCUGUCUCUGCAGCAACUUUAG
Molecule: messenger RNA, 1190 nt
Organism: Stegastes partitus (bicolor damselfish)
Lineage: Eukaryota; Metazoa; Chordata; Actinopteri; Pomacentridae
Gene: cmasa
Product: cytidine monophosphate N-acetylneuraminic acid synthetase a
Exons: 7
Coding region: 15-1190 (391 amino acids)
Molecular function (GO): N-acylneuraminate cytidylyltransferase activity
Source: RefSeq, a predicted model, not a curated record